UGCUGCUGCUGCUGCUGCUGCUGCUGCUGCUGCUGCUGCUGCUGCUUUUCCUACCGCUGCAGCUCCAGCCGAUUUCCAUAGCUACGCAGGCGACCGCGCAGGGACCUGCCCUGAAAGGGAGACAGAGCGGCUGGGGGCUGCAGAGCCUCGUAGCUGCUCCCUUUCACCAGGCGGUACGGCUGUUCUCCGACAAGGCUGCUUCGCCCCCAGAGGAUGCUGCACGGAUACAUCUGCGGACGGUUCCAGGACCAGCAAUAAGCCUCUCGGACUCCAGAGCCUUCCCUCCACUGCUUGCGUGCCCCCUCCCAGCAUGCCCAAGAGCUAAUCUGGAGGAAGCAGGACCUUGAAUUUUCCUUCCGCUGCCGAACACCAUGAUCCGCAAGAAAGCCUCUGGUUUGGGUCCUCCAGACGCCAAUCUGCUUCUCAGCGCUGGAAAGGGCCCCCUGGGCCACUUCAACGAUGUCAGUGCCAUUCAAAAUGGGGCCUCCGCCGGUAGCCUGGAUGUAGAAGGGGACGACACAAUCUGCAUUUAUGGCAGAGACGGUUACGAUUCUUCAAACAGCCCCAGAGGAAAUUACUUCAGAGACGGGAAAACAAAGAUUGACUUUAUGCUGGUUUGGGAGGAGAAAGCCCACCCCGCAAAGAAGAGGCGAAGCAAACGGCCGCACCGCCAAGGUGAUGCGACAGCAGGCAGAAGGGGUGGCUGGGAGCAAAGCUACGGGCGGCACGAGAGGUGGAAGCGGAAAUUCCUCAGAAAUCUGCGGAACGCGGGUCUCUUGAUGGAGAAGGAGGAGACUCUGAGCGAGCACAAGAGCAUCCACUACCUGAAGCUGAGCGCCCCAUGGGAGGUGCUGGUGUACUAUGCCGAGGAGCUGUGCAUGCGUGCGCCUCUCCAAGCUCACCCCAACCCAGACAGAAACAGUUCAGAUGAUCUGCUCCGGAAGCUGCGCAUCCCCAACGUAAUGGAUCAGAGGGUACCCAACAAGCCCGUGGACUACUACACUUGUGCCUUCCGCAAGUCCAAGCUCGACAAGUUCCUGGGCAGCGAUUUGCACGACUCGUACUUCACCCACACGCAAAGGCAUCGCAUCGUGUAUGAAAUCUUGGCACGGACUAUUUACGGAAAACGGAAGCACGCGGAAAUAGGCAUCGACCGGCUGUUGAACGAAGGAGUAUAUUCUGCAGCUUUCCCACUGCACGAGGGCCCCUAUGAGCUACCCGAGUACGAGGUGCUGAGCGAAGAGCUGAACCCCCGGCAGAUCCUGUAUCGUUUUUGGGCCCAGUGGAACCGUUGGUACAAGUAUCAGCCCCUCGACCACAUCCGGGAGUACUUUGGAGAGAAGGUGGCCAUCUACUUCGCCUGGCUGGGCUUCUACACAGCCUGGCUGAUCCCAGCUGCAGCUGUUGGGAGUUUUGUAUUCCUGGCAGGCCUCUUCACCCUAGAUACGAACAUGCCGGCGCAAGAGAUCUGCAACAGUGGGGGGCAAUUCCUCAUGUGCCCCCUUUGUGAUACUUGCGGCAACUGGAACAUCUCUGAGAUCUGCCCCAUGGCAAAGGUUGGGUACCUUUUUGACCAUCCCGGGACAGUUUUCUUCAGCAUCUUCAUGUCCUUCUGGGCGGUCACUUUCCUGGAGUACUGGAAGCGGAAAAACGCCACCCUGGCUCACCACUGGGACUGCGUGGACUUCCAAGAGGAGGAGGAACGCCCUCGCCCAGAGUUUGCUGCUAUGGCCCCUUGCCUGGAACAGAACCCCGUCACAGGGGUGAAGGAGCCCCAUUUCCCUGAGCAGGACCGGCUGUCACGAAUCCUGACCGGAUCCAUGGCUAUCGUCAUCAUGCUCUGUGUUGUGAUGAUCUUUCUGGUGUCAGUGAUCAUGUACCGUGGGAUUGUAAGCACCGCAAUGUACCACACCGGGAACAGAGUUUUGAUGACCCAGGCAGGUAACAUUGCAAACAUCAGCAGUUCCAUGGUGAACCUGGUGCUGAUCCUGCUCAUGAGCCAAGUAUAUACCUCCCUGGCUGAGAAGCUUACGCGAUGGGAAAUGCACCGGACUCAAACGCAGCACGAGGAUGCCUUCACCUUCAAAGUGUUCAUUUUCCAGUUUGUGAACUUCUAUUCAUCUCCCUUCUACGUGGCUUUCUUCAAAGGCAGGUUUGUGGGCUACCCUGGUCAGUACGGAAAGCUCCUGGGCACGAGGAACGAAGAUUGCGGUCCUGGUGGGUGUCUAAUUGAACUGGCCCAGCAGCUGUUCAUCAUCAUGGUUGGGAAGCAGAUUGUCAGCAACGUCCAGGAGUUUUUUGUCCCGAAGCUGAAAGCUUGGCAGCAGAAAAGGAAGCUGGCCAAGGUACGAGGUGCCCAGAUCUGCCAGGAGUCCAAACGGUGGGAGGAAGAUUAUGAACUGAUUGAAUGUGAAGGUCUCUUUGAGGAAUACCUGGAGAUGGUGCUCCAGUUUGGUUUCAUCACCAUUUUUGUGGCUGCUUUUCCACUGGCCCCUCUCUUCGCCCUGCUCAACAACUGGGUAGAGAUCCGUCUGGAUGCCCAGAAAUUUGUCUGCGAGUACCGCCGACCGGUGGCUGAGCGUGCCCAGGACAUCAGCGUCUGGUUCUUCAUCCUCGAGGUCCUGGCACAAAUAUCUGUUAUUGUCAAUGCCUUUCUCAUUGCCUUCACAUCUGACUUCCUGCCACGCCUCCUGUACCAAUACGAAUACGACAGCCACCUCCACGGCUACGUGAACUUCACCCUGGCUUACUCCCCACCCAGUUACGUCCACAACAACCAUACCAUGUGCAGGUACAAAGCCUUCCGAGAUGCAAAUGGGAACUACACCCUCUUUUAUUGGAAACUUCUGGCCGUUCGUCUGGGCUUCAUCAUCGCCUUUGAGCACGUGGUCUUCUUCUGCUUGCGACUUAUUGACUGGCUGGUUCCAGACGUCCCUGAAUCCCUGGAAGUAAAGAUCAAACGUGAGCGUUACCUAGCCAAGCAGGCACUGGCCGACAACCAGGAUGUGCUGCUGACGGUGAGUCACGACUCUUCUCCCACACCAGCAAGCAGCCUUUUAUCCAGCAGUAUGAUUUAGCAAUACUGGUGAGGUCAAAAGCAUGGGCAUCAGUGCAUCCCCCUCAAUUUCUGACCACGUGAAGCAGCGUGAAGAACGCCAGCGAAGAGCAGAGGAAAACCCUCUCCUGCACCGGUCUUUUGGAGACCCAGAAAGCAGAUGGACCACAGACGCUGAGUUUGGAGGUUACAACUGGCUUUGCUUCUGCGUCACCGUGACAUGCUCACUCCUGCCUCGCUUGUCUCGCCCUCCUUCUCCCUCUUGCCGUCUAAAGAAGCCCACGGAGACCGUGACGUACCCUUCCCGGCCUUUUUCCUGUGACUGCGUCCUGCUGGAGUCCUUCUUUUCUCAACUGUGGCACCGCUGGGGCCGAGGCCGAGGGCUGAGGGCUGCUAGCUUGCUAGCUCUAGAGACCGGUUCUGCUGGCAAACGCAGCUCCGCUUCCUCUGAGGCCCCCGGGAGGCUUUGCUUCUGUUGGCAGUGGCUUCUUCUGGGCCACGCAGAGUUUAACCUGAGUCUACAUCUAACUCCCUCCCAUUGAUAUCUAGGCUAGCUUGGAGGGCAGGGAAAUACUCAAAGAGCAAGUACCCCAAAAUGAAAUUUCAAUCAAACCAGCAGAUAUCAUUGCGGAAGGCGAUGGAUAAGGAAUUGUGGGUGCCGAGGAGAAAUCCUGCCCUUGAUGGGUUGGCCAGCUUCUCUGUGAUUGCCUACAGUUCCUGUUCUGUUCAUCCUCCACCACCGUCACCAUCGGGGAAUGUGUUCCACUUCGGGAUCACAAACAAGGAGUUACGUGGAUAGCCUUCACAAGCUAACAUUUCGUACUAUUAUCAUAUGGCGGGAUUCAAAUUUGAAAAUCCAAGUCUGCGCACAUGCAAUCUCCAAAAAACCUUAGGAGCCCUAGGCAGUCAAAAGCAGUGGGAAGAAGGCUGUGGAUUGUGGGAGAGGUGGUGCUUCCGUCCCUUCCCUUGUUUCACAGCUCUCGCUGACGGUUUGGGGAAUGAAAUCCAACACGCUUAGCACUGUCACAGUUCACUACAAAUCCCAUCCUAUGCCUUUCUGACACGUCUGUUAUUCAGAGUUGCAACUCUACAGCUUGUAUCAUCAGGGGAUUUAAUAAAAUCUGGAAUGAU
Messenger RNA from Python bivittatus (Burmese python), 4186 nucleotides. Its product is annotated as anoctamin-7. The record is from RefSeq and is a predicted model, not a curated record. Gene Ontology annotation, biological process: chloride transmembrane transport. Gene Ontology annotation, cellular component: plasma membrane. NCBI's taxonomy places the organism in Eukaryota, Metazoa, Chordata, Lepidosauria, Squamata, Pythonidae. Gene Ontology annotation, molecular function: chloride channel activity; protein dimerization activity.